AUGGACCUACCGACCACUACCGUGUCCCUCCUAGCAGCAGCCCCCAUCCUCAUAUACUUUCUUCUUCCAAUUCUCCUACGCAGCAUUGGCUCUGUUGCCGGAACAUACCUAUGCAAGAAGACCGAAGGGAGGCACACGCACCUGCUGGAGCUAGCGGGAUCCAAUAAGAAGAAAGACGAGACUUUGAACAAGGAUAGCUCUGACGGCUGGGGAACAGUCGAUGCACAAUCUCUUCGUGGAACGGACAGUCAGGGCAGCCCGCUGCCGUCGAACAAGGACUGGACUGGCAUCGUGGGAUUCUUUCACCCAUUCUGUAAUGCUGGUGGAGGUGGCGAAAGAGUCCUCUGGGCUGCUAUUCGUGCCACUCAAAAGCAGUGGCCCUACGCAAUCUGCGUCGUCUACACAGGAGACCGUGACCUCAAGAAGCAUGAGAUGGUGCAUCGUGUCAAGACCCGUUUCAAUAUCGAUCUACACCCCGACACCCUCUUCUUUCUCCACCUCAGCACCCGUCACCUGGUCCUCGCAUCUACAUGGCCUCACUUCACCCUGCUGGGCCAGUCUCUCGGCUCGAUGGUUUUGGCCUGGGACGCCUUUGGGCAGCUCGUCCCCGAUCUAUUCAUCGACACUAUGGGCUACGCCUUUGCUCUUGGCUUGUCCAAGUUCCUCUUCCCUAGUGUUCCCACUGCAGCCUACGUCCACUACCCGACCAUUUCCACCGAUAUGCUCGAGUCCCUCGACCCAAAGUCUACAGUCGGAAGUCAGGGCGUCAAUGCUGGCCAGGGUGUCGGUGCUCGGGGCGUCGUGAAGCGUGCUUACUGGAGGUUGUUCGCUGCCCUUUAUGCCCGGGUGGGGUCAACCGCCGACGUAGUCAUGACCAAUUCGAGCUGGACCCAGGCGCACAUCCAGCAAAUCUGGGGUCCUCGCCGUGUCAUCCGCUCCCGUACACAUCCCAUCGCCGUGGUGUACCCGCCAUGUGCGGUCGAAGAGCUCGAGAGCACCGUUGAGGUGUCGGCGGCCAGCGAGGCGCGCCGCGAGGAGAUCAUCCUCUACAUCGCCCAGUUCCGUCCCGAGAAAAACCACAAGCUCAUCCUGGGCGCCUUCGCCGAACUGCGGAAGAGGGAAAUACCGGCCUUGCGCGACGCACGUCUGGUCCUCGUGGGCAGCGUCCGGGACGAUUCCGACUCCAAGCGCGUCUACGAGUUGAGGUUACUGACCAACGAGCUCGGCAUCCGGAACCACGUCGACUUCCGCCUUGACGUGCCGUGGCCCGAUAUCCUUGAUUGGCUGCGCAGGGCGUCCGUUGGUGCGAACGGCAUGUGGAACGAGCACUUUGGCAUUGGCGUGGUGGAGUACCAGGCUGCUGGUCUCAUCUCGGUGGUUCAUGACAGUGGAGGGCCAAAGCUCGACAUUGUCGUUGACGUUGACGGCGAACCGACAGGUACUUUUGGCACUUUUUUUUUCUUUUUCUUCUUCUUCUUCUUUUCUUGCUAUCAUGCGACCACGGCUACCGAGUUUGCAGAUGGUUUUGAGAAAGCACUCUCUAUCAAGGAUCCGCUUGCCAUGCGACAGCGGGCUCGGCGAUCGGCGCAACGCUUUGGGGAAGAGGAAUUCGCGCGGAGAUGGCAGGCGCAAAUGGAGGUGCUGAUCGGCAUGGCUUGA
Messenger RNA from Sodiomyces alkalinus F11, 1659 nucleotides. Its product is annotated as family 4 glycosyltransferase. Bases 1 to 1659 code for a protein of 552 amino acids. The transcript is spliced from 4 exons. NCBI's taxonomy places the organism in Eukaryota, Fungi, Ascomycota, Sordariomycetes, Glomerellales, Plectosphaerellaceae. Gene Ontology annotation, cellular component: endoplasmic reticulum membrane. Gene Ontology annotation, biological process: protein N-linked glycosylation. The record is from RefSeq and is a predicted model, not a curated record. Gene Ontology annotation, molecular function: GDP-Man:Man(3)GlcNAc(2)-PP-Dol alpha-1,2-mannosyltransferase activity.